ACCCAUGUUACUGCAAGAAACGGGAAAGUGAAAGCACAAUGAAAUAUAUAGGGAGUGGGCAAGACAAAUUACUUAAGCGCUUACUAACUAUUCGAUUUGCUUUCUCAUUUUACGGUAGAAUUUAAAUGCACGGGAUGUAUGUUGGAUGGUCAUGAAUCUAUAGGAUCAUCGGAGGAUCCCUAAAGUGAGGAUACAUUUGAUGUUUACGACCGUUGGAAAUCGGGGCACCAUGCACUUAGGGUUGUGUCUGAGGGUGCUGAUACUGUCUGCUCUCACAGUUCCCAUCAGAGCAGCUCAACCUGCUCCGGAGACGUUCACCUUAACUGUCCCUGAUGGUCCAACCUCGACCCUGUCUGGCUCCUCUGUCUCUCUACUCUGUCAAGUUUCACCUCUCUUCAAUGCUGAGCCAUUGGAGGUGCGCUGGUAUCAUUCCAGUAACUCCCACAGUCCUGCCUUGUUGUACAAAGAUCACAAGAUCCAGGAGGCCCCUGUGGACCCCCGGUACAGGGGCCGGGUGUCUCUAACUGGGGGGAUGGAGAGAGGGAACGUUUCCCUGACACUGGAGAGGGUCACACUGGAAGACAGGGGGGAGUAUGUGUGCCAAGUCACCAGUGAACAGUGGUAUGAAAAGGCCAGUGUCUUCCUCACAGUGAAUGUAACAGGUAGAGAACCAGUUCUCUCUGUAGCUGAAGCAAGAGGAGGAGGAGGUCAGGUGAACGUUACCUGUUCAUCAGAGGGAUGGUCACCACAACCUAAACUCACCUGGAGAAACAAAGAGGGGACAGAGAUCAGAUAUGAACAAGUGCUCAACACUUCUGAUCCCCAUGGCUUGGUGAGUGUCAGUAGUUGGCUGCUGUAUGCUUCCUCAUACUCCGAUUGGCUCGCCUGUACAGUCUAUCUGUCUGAGGAGGCGAAGAGAGAGGGCAGAAUUCUGCCACAUACAGCUGUACCUGGAGUCUACAAAGAGGCCUUCAUUGUGACUCUGAUCCUGUCUCUGGUCAUCAUCUGUGCUCUGUGCUCUGUCAUCCUGUGCAAACGAAGAGGGUCCAUGUGGUCUUCAUCCCAAAAGUCCAGAAACCGUUCAGAUCAAGCUGAGCUGGGACAGAGGGCGGCAGAGACAGAACACCUAAUUGAAGGGGCAGAAAACGCAGCGCAGACACCUACUGAACAGAGAGCAGCUGGAAAUGAUGUUUAUCUGGAAGGGGCAGAGAACACUGUGCUGACACCUACUGAACAGAGAGCAGCUGGAAAAGAAGUUAAUCUGAAAGCGGUAGAAAACACAGUGCAGAACCCUACUGAACAUAGAGCAGCUGGAGAAGAUGUUCAUCUGAAAGGGGUAGAAAACACAGUGCAGAACCCUACUGAACAGAGAGCAGCUGGAGAAGAUGUUAAUCUGAAAGCGGUAGAAAACACAGUGCAGAACCCUACUGAACAUAGAGCAGCUGGAAAAGAUGUUCAUCUGAAAGGGGUAGAAAACACAGUGCAGAACCCUACUGAACAGAGAGCAGCUGGAGAAGAUGUUAAUCUGAAAGGGGCAGAAAACACAGUGCAGAACCCUACUGAACAUAGAGCACCUGGAAAAGAAGUUAAUCUGAAAGGGGCAGAAAACACAGUGCAGACACCUACUGAACAGAGAGCAGCUGGUGAAGAACUUAAUCUGAAAGAUUGGCACCAGGUGAAAGGAUUCAAAGAGAACAUUACUAUGGAUGAAAAUACUGCUCACAAUACUAUUAGUGUGACUCAAGAAGGAAAGACAGCUCAGCACAGCAAAGAAAAAAAACAAUGAAAUCUUCAGUUCAAAGGCAUCUUCAUGUAUUGGCUAAUCAGAGAUUCGGAUCAGAACAACACUACUGGGAAGUUACGGUGAGGGAUGAAACAGUGGGUGACUGUGGGCAACUGUCAUGGAAUGUUGGUGAGACCAGAGAUAAUGCUAAGAGAACAUCUACAGUCCCUGUAACACCUCCUUUUGGAUGAUGGAUUCUCUCUUAUGAAGAAGGAAAGGGUUUACAUGCCAUUACUGACCCUCCAACCUCAGUACCCGUGAGAGAAGAUCUCUCUAUAGUAGGAUUGUUUCUAGACUGUGAUAAACACUCUCCGUCUUUUUAUAAUGUUGAUACAGAGUCACUUAUCUACACUUUUUAUAAUGUGGCGACAUCAUACAAGUUUCUUCCUGUGUUCAGCCCUGGACAACAUGACCCACAACCAAUAACAAUAUUUAAUGAAACCUAAGAGAUGAGGGUUUAAACAUGUCACAUGAGACAUAAGCUGGUUGUGCUCUAAGGACAGCUCUCCUUUCAAAAGCUCAUACAAAUUUGCCUGUUGGAUAAUACAAGCAAAGUAAUAGCCUCGACGGUUUUUAAUUUGUUGUAUGUUAUUGAUGUCAUUUUUAGCAAUUACAUAAAAUAGUUGUGUUAUGUAAGACAAUUUGAAAAACAACAGACGCUAGGAUUACUCAAUACAAUGACAAAAUUGAAAAAUCAAGACUCCUUUUUAACCAACAUGCAACAUGUCUACGGGCUGCAGAAUUGAGACCUGUCCUUAGCUAGUAUGAUCUAAGAAGCACAACUGUUACAUUUUGUUGUAAAAAAAUAUAAUUUUUCAUUCAUUGUUAGCUAUUGGUGAUUAAAGUUUGUAAUGGUUGUAUAAAGAGAACUGAAACAUGGAUUGCAGUUUCUCCUGGUCCAUAGACUACUUUCAGGGAAAGGAACCAUCUAACAUCAAGUUGUAAAAUAGUGAACUACUCCUUUAAGAUGAAUGCACUAACAAUAAGUCACUCCGGAUAAAAGCAUCUGAUAAAUGACUAAAAUGUCAAUGUAGAUGUACAUGAUUUGAUAUUCUACUGUUUGUCUGAGUUACAACAACGUACUGGGUUUAAAUAUAUUAAUACUAACACAAAAAAUUUACUUCUGACAGUAUGAUUCAAAUAAUUUCAAUGGAGGAUACAUACAAUGCCUAGUGAAUGUAUUCACAUUCUGCAGCAAUAAAAUUAAAAAAGGAAUUAAAUACACAACCUACUCCACAUUUUCAAAGUGCAAGAAAAUUAUAUAAACAUUUCUAAAUGUACAUAAAAACUCAAACCAAUAACAUGUCUUGAUUGCGUAUGUCUUCAUACAUACUUUGUGGAAGCAUUCAGCUGUGAAUAAUUUAGAAUACAAUUCUACUCUGCACAACUCUUAGGGAAACAUAUAUCCAUUGUUUUUGUCAAAAUUGCUCAAGAUCAGUAAAUUUGGUUGGGAGUCUUUGAUGGACAGCAACAUUGAUUUCUACGCAAAUUUAAGUCAGGACUGAGACUUGACCGCUGAGGAACACUCAACACCUCUUGGAAAGUCACUAUGGAUGGUCUUUGGCAUUAACAUUUGUCUAAUUGUCCUGCUAAAGAAUACAACUUUCCCAGGGUCGGGUUUUCACUGUUUACAUGGCCUUUGGAGUAGAUUUUGUAACACAGGCUUCCUGUUCACUGUGUUAUACAGGCCAGUAAUGUGGAGUAAAUGGUGGCAGCAUCAUGUUAUGGCUAUGCUUGUCACCGGCAGGGACUGGAGAUGUUGUCAUUCCUGACUUAAUGCUUGACAAUAAGAGAAGUUUGAAUAUGGCUGUUAUCAAUAAUUCCCAACCAAAUUGACUGAGCGUGAGAAUUAAAUUUGAUAUUUUAGUAGACGCUCUUAUCCAGGGCGACUUACAGGAGAAAUUAGGGUUAGGUACCUUGCUGAAGGGCACAUCGCUAGAUUUUUCACCUGGUCGGCUUAGGAUACGAACCAGCAACCUUUCGGGUUACUGGUCCAACUCCCAAUUUUGACAAAAACAACGGAUAUACUGUAUUUUGCCCUAAGAGUUGUGCAAGGUUAGGAACACCUUAUUCAAAAUGAGUCACAGCUGUAAUGGCUGCCAAAAGGGCUUCCACCAAGGAUUAACUCUGGGUGUCAAUACAUUAUAAUUUUUCAUUAAUUAGGAAAAUGUUCUAUCAUUUUUCUUCACUUUGAAAAUGUGGAGUAGGUUGUGUAGAUGGGUAGGAAAACAUCUAAUUCAAUCCCUUUUUACAUUGAAUUUUAAGGCAGAAAAAUGUGAAGACUGUGCAAGGGGUGUGUAGAUUUUCACUAUCGACUGUAUAUUUCAACAAUGGCUCCCAUUGUGUACGUUUUUAUAGCAGUAAUAAUAGCAGUUAUAAGAUAAAACUUAUCCAACAGCUGAAGGUUCAAAGUUCAGUAUAACACAGUCUAUUUGUUCAAAGGUUCCUACACAUUGGUUGUACGACCUACUGGUUUUAGCUUUGAGACACAACGUGGAAUUGAAUGAAAUGACCAGGGUCACAUUUAGGGAUGUGUAACAUAGUGAAAAUCACACCCUGUGUUUAAUAUAGCAAUUGAUUAAACUUCUUCUAUUACCUGCAAUUAUGAAGAUAUUGUCAUCACAGUGAUGUUCUGACCUUUACGACAGGAGUGUGGCUUUGUUUGAUACAGGCAGCUCUCACAGUCCUCAUGGCAGCUCAAAGUCCUGGUGAGCAUAUCAACUGUUUACUAGUUUCAAAAGCUCCUAUUUCUUCCAUACACAUAUUGUUUAGUAACACAUAUCCUCUUCAUAAUCCAUAAGCCUUAUGAACUAUACAUAAUGAAUUACAAUGCACCACACAGGUAGUAAUAACUGCUCAUCAACAUCUAUAACAAUAGUCAUAGAGGAUUCAGACCAGGCUUUAUAAAGCUUUGUGAAGCAAUGUGUUAUAAUGCCCCAUUUAAAUGUAUUAUUUGCACUUCCUCUUACAAGUCCUACAUCUCCCUCCUAAUCCAGUGGUCUUCACCUUGUGGAUCCCUCAUGGUCCGGACUUGACCCGGUGGAACUCCUCUAUCUCUAUCCUCUCUUUAAUGCUGAGCUAUUGGAGGUGCACUGGUACUGGUCCGGUGACUUCAACUGACCUGCCUUGUUGUUUAAAGAUCACACGAUCCAGGACGGUCCGUUGGACCCCCGGUACAGGGACAGGCUGUGUCUAACUGGGGGGCUGGAGAGAGGGAAUGUUUCCCUGACACUGGAGAGGGUCACACUGGAAGACGGGGGGAGUAUGUGUGCCGUGUCAGCAACGCACAGUGGUAUGAAAAGGCCAGUCUCUUACUAUAAAUGGUAAGUGACUUAAGACUGCACUAUGCUUGUGUAGACAAUGUGGAAUGGGUAGUUACAGAGCCUUCAGAAAGUAUUCACACCCCUUGACAUUUUGUACAUUUUGUUGUAUCAUAGCCUGAAUAUUGAAUGGUUUAAAUGUAGAUGUUGGGUCACUGAUCUACACUCAAUAAACCCAUAAUGUCAGAGUGGAAUUAUGUUUAUGAAAUGAAAUGAAAUGUUUACAAAUGAAUUAAAAAUGAAAAGCUCAAAUGUC
Oncorhynchus kisutch (coho salmon) is the source of this 5359-nucleotide messenger RNA. Its product is annotated as butyrophilin subfamily 3 member A2. Gene Ontology annotation, molecular function: signaling receptor binding. The record is from RefSeq and is a predicted model, not a curated record. Gene Ontology annotation, biological process: T cell receptor signaling pathway; regulation of cytokine production. NCBI's taxonomy places the organism in Eukaryota, Metazoa, Chordata, Actinopteri, Salmoniformes, Salmonidae. Gene Ontology annotation, cellular component: external side of plasma membrane. The transcript has 19 exons. The coding region runs from base 200 to 1786 and encodes 528 amino acids.